GAUCCUGGCCACUCUUCUGUCGCCGUCCUUCCGUGCCGCAUCAUGGAAUUGCUCAUCUUCGUUUCGUUGUGUGUAGCUGUCAACUCAGCGCCCCAUUUCCCAUUGUUGAUGGGGCCCCCGAUGCUGGUGGCGCCGCCGUACCUACAUUACGACUACGGGGGCUACCAGCCCCGCCCUGCUGUGUUCGCGCCUCAGCCGCCCCGUCGACGUGUCGCUCCAGCCACAACCUCGCCACCAUUGGUCUCCAACACUGUCACCUUCACACUAGACCCUCAUGCUGACCCUGAUGAUACUUUUGAAGUCGCUCAGUUUCAUUCUCAGGAUGCUGCUGGUAGAGUGGUGUUUGGCUUUAACACUCCGGACCAGUCAAGGAUGGAGGCUAGAGCUCUGGAUGGGUCUGUCAGAGGAUCCUACAGCUACCAAGACCCGACUGGCAAAACUGUCAAGAUGCACUACUGGGAUGACGGAGCCGGGUUCCACACAGUGGGCAACAAUCUUCCAGCCUCUUACUACGCCUCACCUCAAUACACACCUGAGGUACAGGCUGCCAGGGAGAGGCACUUCCUGCUGUACAGACAGGCACUAGCCUCCGCCAUGGCCCAGAGUCCCGGCUCGUACGAAGACGACGAUACUGAAUCAGCUGGUUCGUCAGUGUCAGAAGACAGUACAGAUGCCUCGGUCUCAAAGCCUGAAUCAACGUCAAGCCCAGCCAACCAGGAGGCUGACGACAGUCAAGGCGAGAACGUUGAGGAUGAUUCUGACUCAGCCGAGAAUGGUUCAGUGACUAUCGAAAAUCCUGACUUCUCUCCUCUCAGAAUCAAAGCAGCUGAGAGGAAAGGGGAGGCAGAAGCUGAUAGGAAACAGGUAGCUCAGCUACCAGUGACGGAUCUACACCUGGAUCAUUCCUCGGGUCUGGCUAUAGCCCGCACUGGCUUAGACGGAUUCCAAUACCUCGUCCCGAUACCCGACCCAGCCCAGAGCCUGUCUGAGAGUCAUCACGCCUCACUGUACGGAGCAAUCCCUGUAGCAGCAGUGCAUGACACCCAGGUUUCCCCGUCGCAGCGGAACAGUCAACUAGACGAUCAUCAGGUCAAACCUGUACUCAUCAGAACUGCUCCCAUUAUUGCUUACUGAGGCUCAAGACUGGUUUUUCUACUUUAGAUAACUAUAUUAAAGACAAGAAAAAAGUUAAGUUAUCUAAAUAAACAACAAAAUUUAUUUUGGGUCUUUGCAACAAUAAGAUUUGAUUUAAAUAAGAAAAUUUAUGAUAUAAGUUUUUUUAGAUUUUUUAAAUAUGGAGGAGUAAGGGGAGAACAUAUACGUUAUAAUUAAAGGGCAGAAGAAAACAUACAGGAUUUGUUUCUAAUAGAGAUAAGUUCUUUGGUUUUCUUCUUUAUUUGGGGAAACGGGAAAAGAAUGGUUUUAGACCGAGUUGUUGUAAAUAGUUAAUUUUUGGAGAUAGUAGUGCAUUGGCUUUUAAAAAUAUGCAAACUAUAGCCUAUGUUUUUCUAGUUUUCUUUCUUUGUAUUAUAACCAAAGUAAGAAUUUGGUGGAGACCAAAUUUUAUUGCCUAACUUUGAUUGAUAAUUUGUGUAUUAAUCUGUAAAGGAAUUUGGAAUUUGUGUUAAGAUAUUAACAACUUUAUGCUCAGUUUAUAUAAAAUAAACUUAUUCAUUAAAUGAAUUG
Molecule: messenger RNA, 1686 nt
Organism: Macrosteles quadrilineatus (aster leafhopper)
Lineage: Eukaryota; Metazoa; Arthropoda; Insecta; Hemiptera; Cicadellidae
Exons: 7
Coding region: 43-1134 (363 amino acids)
Cellular component (GO): chitin-based extracellular matrix
Molecular function (GO): structural constituent of chitin-based larval cuticle
Source: RefSeq, a predicted model, not a curated record